Molecule: messenger RNA, 657 nt
Organism: Acaulospora morrowiae
Lineage: Eukaryota; Fungi; Glomeromycota; Glomeromycetes; Diversisporales; Acaulosporaceae
Source: the annotation of a GenBank genome assembly
GGAGAAGGAUACAACGCCACACGAGAGAAACUCGCUAACGACGACCCAGAUCUUGACGACUACCAACUUGUGAUAUGGAAAAUAGACCCACCCGACGACCCCUGCGACAUAAAAAAACUAGCUGACGCAGAUAAUCGAGACCGAGAAGGAGGAUACGAGCCCGUACGAAGGAACCUGGAAGACUUAAAGUGUGACGGAAGAAAAGAUAUGAUGAGCAAAGGUAUCGUGAUGAUAACCAAAAGAGAUAACAACACAACUGAAUUAGUGAACAGCACUGAAGAUGAGAAAACGGCAACAAACCACGAGAAACAGGAAGAACAACGGGAGUAUAAGCUGCAACAACGUACCAUAGAACGACCGACCAUCAUGGAUUAUCAAGACCAAGGAGGAGGGUUCGAUGUCAAUACUGGAAGUGGAAAAGGGAUUUAUGACGACACACCAAUAAGCUCCGAAGAACCUGCGAGGAAAGAAGAUCAAGAAUUCGAAGCUAGUAAAAACGAGCAAGUGAUAGAACAAUGGAAAGGAGAUGAUUACAAAGCCAUCAUGACGUACCUAAUGGUGAAUGCGCCUACAAAGGUGCCAAUGUAUGCGCCUGCGAAACAAUUGUUCGGUACCACCACCCUACAUCGAAAAUCCGUUGGACGAAAAAAGAAACAA